GUUCAUAGAUGUCGUUUAUACAAGGUUCAAAUGAAUGACCUUUUUCAUUGCUUUCUUUGGUUCUAUUUAUGCUGGAAAAUAAACAUAAAAACAGAGAUCUGUAGGGUGAUAUGCAAAGUAUCUCUUUGCCUGGAGUAUUGUCACAAAUAAACUGAUUCAAAAAUCCAGGUAGACGUUGUUGUAAGAAUGUCUGAUAGCAAUGUCUUUGUUUUGGACAAUGGUGCGUUUUUCGCUAAAGUUGGAAUGUCCGAAUGGAAUGCACCUAAAGUUGUUCCGAACUGUAUCACUAAAGCCAAAUCAGAACGAAGGCGUCCUUUUGUCGGCAGCCAAAUUGACGAAUGCCGGGAUGUUUCCGGGUUAUUUUACAUACUUUGUUUUCAGCGUGGCUAUCUGGUAAAUUGGGACAUACAAAAGACCGUAUGGGAUUAUAUUUUCAGUCAAGAAUGUUGCCCAGUAAAUUUUUCUGAAACCCCGUUGUUGAUUACGGAGCCACUAUUCAACUUUCAGUCUAUUCAAGAAGCGAUGUUGGAAAUUCUUUACGAGGAAUACGACUGUGAUGCGGUUUGUAAAACUAGUUCAGUUGAUUUAGCAGCAUUUCACUACACUCAUGGCGAGCAACGAAAGAAACCACUGUGCUGUGUGGUGGUCGACAUGGGCUACAGCUUCACACACGUCGUUCCAUUUAUAAAAGGAACCAAACUUAAGGAAGCAAUUCGACGAAUCGAUGUAGGUGGGAAGCUGCUAACAAAUCAUUUGAAGGAAAUUAUUUCAUAUCGACAACUGAACGUAAUGGAUGAAUCAUAUGUGAUAAAUCAGGUUAAGGAAGACAGCUGUUUCGUAUCGCAGAAUUUCAACGAGGACAUGCAAAUUGCUCGAAAGCGAUACCCAGACAAUACCAUUAUAAGGGAAUAUGUGUUACCAGAUUAUACUCAAAUUCGCAGAGGAUACAUGCGGACACUAGAUCCCACUAACAGUGAUAAUGAUGAAUUACAAACGCUACGGAUGAAUAACGAGCGCUUCGUUAUACCAGAAGUAUUACUUCAUCCUUCUGAUAUUGGAAUAUCACAGAUGGGAGUUGCAGAAGCUAUUGUGCACUCCAUUAAUGCUUGCCCGGAGGAAACAAGACCCCAUUUGUUCAGCAACAUUGUGGUAUGCGGUGGCAGUGCGUUAUUCAGUGGUAUGCAGAGUCGAAUACAGCAAGAAGUACGGGCUUUAGCUCCAGAUGAGUUUAUCGUAAACGUUACUAUACCAAAAGAUCCAAUAUCAUACGCCUGGUUUGGAGGUCAACAGUACUCGCAGUCGCUCAGUUUUAUCAAAUCUUGUAUAAGUCGUAAUCAAUAUGAGGAGAGUGGUAUCAAACACCUAGUAGAGAAGUGUGACCAAUAACUUCUUUUAAAUGUUGCUUUGUAAGUUGAGAGAUUCUUUCCAUUGUUCAUUGAUACUGCUAUUAACACGAUACAAGAUUUAUUGGGUAAACUUUGACACCGGUGCAGUGAAUUUAUUGAGUUUUGGGUAAAACAAAACUUAGUUUGCUGAUUAGUAAAAAUAAACAUCAAAGUAACAUUAAAUAAGAAAUAUUUAAAAACAAUAAAUCAUGAAAAUGCUUCAGACCUCA
Wyeomyia smithii (pitcher-plant mosquito) is the source of this 1615-nucleotide messenger RNA. RefSeq names its product actin-related protein 6 (gene Arp6). Lineage: Eukaryota; Metazoa; Arthropoda; Insecta; Diptera; Culicidae. The coding region runs from base 187 to 1386 and encodes 399 amino acids. The transcript is spliced from 4 exons. Gene Ontology annotation, cellular component: Swr1 complex. Gene Ontology annotation, molecular function: nucleosome binding. The record is from RefSeq and is a predicted model, not a curated record.